AUGACUGAAGCUCCCGCUGUAAAACAGCCUACAUGGUUUCCUCCACGCCCCAUUGAAGGCCUAACAGAAUAUUGGGAAACGCAUUACCCGCUUCGUCUAUACAAUAGCAUGACGCGCACCAAGAACGCUUUCGUACCGAUGAAGGGCAAACGUGUUCUCUGGUACAUGUGCGGCCCCACAGUGUACGACCAGACACACUUAGGUCAUGGCCGUACGUAUACAUGCUUUGACUAUGUUCGUCGCAUUAUGGAGGACUAUUUUGGUCUAGAGGUGGAGCUAGUCAUGAAUAUUACGGACAUUGACGACAAGAUCAUUUUACGUGCUGCGGAGACUGGCUGGCUAGCGUCGAACCCCGGCAAGGAGCUGCCCAAGGAUAAGGACGAAAAAGACAAGUUUGUUAUGCAGUGGGCUGCACAACAGUCUGCUGAGGAUAAUAUGUUUCGUACUUGCGAAUUGUCCAAGUUCUGGGAAAAGUCGUUUCUGGACGACAUGGCAGCACUCAAUAUCAAGACUCCCACUGUCAUUACUCGUGUGAGUGAGUAUGUGCCAGAGGUGGUGGAGUUUGUUGAGGGUAUUAUUAAGAAUAAUUUUGCUUACGAGAGCAAUGGAUCUGUCUACUUUGACACGGCGGCUUUUGGACGCUCAAAAGGUAAGGCAUACGGUAAGCUUUUACCGGAAAAUGUUGGAAAGUCGGAGCUGCUCGCGGAAGGUGAAGGUGUGCUGUCUACCGGGCAGACGGACAAGCGCAAUGCCAGCGAUUUUGCUUUGUGGAAGAAGUCUAAGAUCGGUGAGCCGUUCUGGUCCUCGCCAUGGGGUGAUGGACGGCCAGGAUGGCACAUUGAAUGCUCAGCUAUGGCAAGUGACGCGCUAAAGCACCUUGCUGGCGGGAGAAUCGACGUUCACUCUGGUGGUAUUGACCUGCGUUUUCCACACCAUGACAACGAGAUUGCGCAGUCCGAGGCGUACUUUGAUUUUUCGCAAUGGGUCAAUUACUUCGUGCACACAGGCCAUUUGAACAUUGAGGGUUUGAAGAUGUCGAAAAGUUUGAAAAAUUUUGUAAAAAUACAGGAAGCGCUGUUGGACAACUCGCCACGCCAACUGCGCUUCCUCUUCUUGCUUCACAAGUACAACAUGCCCAUGGACUACAACGACAACUCGAUGGACGAGGCCGUGGGUGUUGACCGUUUCUUUACGGAAUUUUUCGCCAACGUUAAAGCGCGUCUUCGUGAGCUUGGCGUGGAGAAGAAGCAGAAGUGGACACCUGUGGAGAAGGCCUUGCAUAUUGCUUUGCUUGACUGCAAGGAUAAAGUGUUUCGCGCGCUAAGCGACGACAUCAACACGCCGUUGGCGCUGCUACACCUGCAGCUGUUAGCCAAGGAGGUGAAUCGUUACAUGGUGGGAGACAUUGAACAACAGGUGUCGAUGGUAAUUCGUGCUAGCGCGGAGUACAUUACGCGCAUCUUGUCGGUGUUUGGCCUCGUCACGUCGGCAACAGACAUUGGUUUCCCGAUCAGCUCCAGUGGCACAGGCGGUGCUGAUCAAGAGAGUAUACUCACUCCAGUGCUUGACAUUUUUGCACAGUUUCGUGACGAAAUUCGAGAGGCUGCCCGCAUUGCAGCUGCUGAAGACGGUUAUGCGAAGGCUCUGGCUAGUGCGGUGCUGCGUUUGUGCGACGAAGUGCGUGAUGAUAAGCUACCGCAUGCUGGUAUGAGUUGCUCGAGGAGAAUGAGAGAAAAAAAGCAAGAGAAGCUAAAAAAAGAGGAGCAGAAACGCUUGCGACUAGAAGAAGACGCCCGCAAGAAGGCGGAGCUUGUUAAAAAGGCCAAGAUACCUCCGAGCGACAUGUUUUUGGUCAUGAAGGACAAGUAUUCGAAGUUCGACGACAACGGCUUACCGACGCAUGAUGCAGCUGGCGAGCCAUUGAGCAAGGGUCAAACAAAAAAGUUGGUCAAGGAGCAACUGAAGCAAAAGUCAUUGUAUGACAAGUAUAAGAGUAAAUAG
Peronospora belbahrii is the source of this 2001-nucleotide messenger RNA. The record is from the annotation of a GenBank genome assembly. NCBI's taxonomy places the organism in Eukaryota, Oomycota, Peronosporomycetes, Peronosporales, Peronosporaceae.